Parathielavia appendiculata is the source of this 966-nucleotide messenger RNA. RefSeq lists its product as uncharacterized. The record is from RefSeq and is a predicted model, not a curated record. The transcript has 7 exons. Lineage: Eukaryota; Fungi; Ascomycota; Sordariomycetes; Sordariales; Chaetomiaceae. The coding region runs from base 1 to 966 and encodes 321 amino acids.
AUGCGCGCCGGCCGUGGAAGUAUUGGGAAGGUUGAGGUCGACUGCCGCUUCAUGUUUACGAGAUCCCCAAUGAGCCAACCUCCAGAUUGUAAGCUCGAAUCGGCCACCAUUACUGUGAAGCUUUCGGAGAACGACGGCGAAGAGGCCCGUAUUCAGCAACGCUCUGCAUGCCCCGUCCAGUUACCGACCAUUUCGGCCCGAACUACGGCGCCGGCGGUGGGAAAGCACAAGGAGAAGCUCGUGCAGACCCGCGGUCGCUGGGAUUUCUCGGGGUAUAUUUUAUCGACCAAGGACAGCAUGUGGUACAACGUCCUGCGAUGGGAGCUCAAGGAAAGCUCAUUGGAAUGGCAGCCAACACAUAGCAACCUGUUUCACACGGCGUUCGCGCUUGAGCACAACGCAACGAGGUUCUACAUGACAGUCCACGUCAGUGGCAAACUGGCCAAGUUAUCUCAAAAGAUCAAAGACAUCAAGAACCAGUUAAAGUUUGGGGAGAAGAGCGGCAGAACUCAAGAGAUCCGGCUGGACAAGUACGCUCAACAUCUGCACGCGGCUAUGGGAUACGCGAACAUGGAGAACGUCGCCCUACACAACGACCGCCCAGCGUACGACCUACCUCACGGUGCUGACCCUGCAGCAACUCAGCCUGGUGUCGGCCGGUUUUGCAGACGGCCCUCCGCAUCUGCCCCGUCUCCACAGCUAUCCACAAGCCCGCCUGCCGCGACCAAAGCCGACGAGGCCGAGGAGUUGUCAAGCUCGGUGACAUUGGUCAAUUCGGCAGUCCCGACUCAAGCAGACGGCGAGGGUAUCAUGUGGCUGGGCAUCACCGCGGUCCCGCUGUCUUGGUUGGGGCAGGCGGGCGUGUUGCUACUGGGGUUGGCUGGCGUCGUUGGGCUGCCUUCGAAAACGCAGUCCGGGACAUUGAAGGCAGAAAGACGGAAUAAGAGUAAGGUCAAGAGUGUCUAA